AUGGCUGUAGACAAUCGAACAAUCAAGGAACUUUCAGCCUCUGGAUUGGACAGUGCAGUCCCUCUUUGCAUUCAAUACACUGGGGCAGCUGCAAGCAAGACCGAUGAGUUUGAAUUGAAGUCUAGUUUGCUACAUCACAGUCCCAAAUACCAUGGGCUGUCCAUGGAAGAUUCAAACAAGCAUUUGAAGGAAUUUGAAGUAGUAUGUUCAAGUAUGACACCCAUUAACGUGGAUGGAAAUAUUUUGAAGAUGAAAGCCUUCCCAUUCUCUCUUAUGGACAAGGCUAAAGAUUGGCUCUAUGAACUAGCACCUGGAACCGUUACUUCUUGGGAAAGGAGUCAUUCUUUUGAGGAAGAAAAUUAG
This is a messenger RNA of Prunus armeniaca (apricot), 363 nucleotides long. The record is from the annotation of a GenBank genome assembly. Lineage: Eukaryota; Viridiplantae; Streptophyta; Magnoliopsida; Rosales; Rosaceae.